Messenger RNA from Entelurus aequoreus (snake pipefish), 3096 nucleotides. RefSeq names its product chemokine (C-X-C motif) receptor 3, tandem duplicate 2 (gene cxcr3.2). Gene Ontology annotation, biological process: chemotaxis; immune response; G protein-coupled receptor signaling pathway. Gene Ontology annotation, molecular function: chemokine receptor activity. Gene Ontology annotation, cellular component: membrane. The record is from RefSeq and is a predicted model, not a curated record. NCBI's taxonomy places the organism in Eukaryota, Metazoa, Chordata, Actinopteri, Syngnathiformes, Syngnathidae. Bases 49 to 1176 code for a protein of 375 amino acids. The transcript has 2 exons.
GAUGCUCUGCAGAUUGCAGCUCCUUCUGCCACCUCUUUGGUUGCAACAAUGGAUGAAUUUAUGUCCACCACAGAAGACUACUGGUUGUACGACUACGACAACUACACCUUCUGGCCUGAAAGCAGCAAGACGUACGCGGCCCCCUGCCCCCACGAGGACAUCUACACGUUCGCGCAGAGAUUCCUCCCCGUCGUCUUCGGCCUGGUCUUCUUCCUGGCCCUGGUGGGCAACGUGCUGGUGCUGUGCGUGAUCCGCCGCUACAGGACGUCCCGCGGCGGCGCCUGCUCCUUCUCCCUCACCGACACCUUCCUCCUCCACCUGGCCAUCUCCGACCUGCUGCUGGCCUUCACGCUGCCGCUGUUCGCCGUGCAGUGGGCGCACCAGUGGGUUUUCGGCGAAGUGGCCUGCAAGAUCUCCGGCGCCCUCUUCUCGCUCAACCGCUACAGCGGCAUCCUCUUCCUGGCCUGCAUCAGCUUCGAUCGCUACCUGGCCAUCGUUCACGCCGUCAACGCCAGCUGGAAGCGCAGCACCUGCCAGGCCCAGAUCGCCUGCGGCCUGAUCUGGGUGGGCUGCCUGGGCCUGGGAGGCAUCGACAUCGCCUUCAAGCAGGUGGGGGAGGUGGACGUCACGGGUGGACGGGGGACGCUCCUGUGCCAGGUUUGGUUCACCGACAACCCCGUGCAGUGGCAGGUGGGCCUGCAGCUGGUCAGCGUGAGUCUGGGGUUCGGACUCCCGCUCCUGGUCAUGCUUUACUGCUACAUCUGGAUCUUCCGCUCGCUCUGCAACGCCACCCGGCGGCAGAAGCGCAAGUCCCUGCGCCUCAUCGUCUCCCUGGUGUCCGUCUUCGUGCUCUGCUGGGCGCCCUACAACUGCUUCCAGCUGGCCGACAGCCUGCAGAGGCUGGGCGCGGUGCCCGGCGGGUGCCAGUUCGGCCGCGUGGUGGACAUCGGGACCUUGGUCACGGAGAGCGUGGGGCUGUCGCACUGUGCUCUGAACCCCUUGCUGUACGGCUUUGUGGGGGUCAAGUUCCGCCGGGAGAUGGCUCGGAUGUGUAAAGGGCUGCUGGGAGCGAGAGGCUGGCUGGGCGUGGAGGAAUGGAGGGACAGGAGGCGCAAGACGGCGAGCUCCUACAGCUCUGCCGAGAGCGAAAACACCUCCUACUCCGUCAUGGGGUAAUGACGCUUUAGAAGCGGGGUCUCCAACAGUGGAUGCACCUUUUCCACUGCACAGUGCCUUCACACUUCUGCUUUUCUACUUUGGUCCGGACCAAAUAUCCAAAAAAUAGCUCAGCGUCCACACUGGUAUUUUUUAGAGAUGUCUGAUAAUGGCUUUUUUGCCGAUAUUGUCCAACUCUUAAUUACCGAUUCCGAUAUCAACCAAUACCGAUCGUGGAAUUAACACAUUAUGCCUAAUUUUGUUGUGAUGCAUUAAACAAUGUAACAAGGUUUUCCAAAAUAAAUCAAAAAAAGUGCCAACAUGGCACUGCCAUAUUUAUUAUUGAAGUCACAAAGUGCAUUAUUUUUUUAAACAUGCCUCAAAACAGCAGCUUGGAAUUUGGGACAUGCUCUCCCGGAGAGAGCAUGAGGAUGUUGAGGUGGGCGGGGUUCUGGGUACCGGGGGUGUGUACAUUGUAGCGUCCCGGAAGAGUUAGUGCUUCAAGGGAUUCUGGGUAUUUGUUCUGUUGUGUUUAUGUUGUGUUACGGUGCGGAUGUUCUCCCGAAAAUGUGUUUGUCGUUCUUGUUUAGUGUGGGUUCACAGUGUGGCGCAUACUUGUAACUAGGGAUGUCCGAUAAUGGCUUUUUGCCGAUAUCCGAUAUUCCGAUAUUGUCCAAAUCUUAAUUACCGAUUCCGAUACCAACCGAUACCGAUAUAUACAGUCGUGGAAUUAACACAUUAUUAUGCCUAAUUUUGUUGUGAUGCAUUACACAAUGUAACAAGGUUUUCCAAAAUAAAUCCAAAAAAUGCCAACAUGGCACUGCCAUAUUUAUUAUUGAAGUCACAAAGUGCAUUGUUUUUUUUUAACAUGCCUCAAAACAGCAGCUUGGAAUUUGGGACAUGCUCUCCCGGAGAGAGCAUGAGGAUGUUGAGGUGGGCGGGGUUCUGGGUACCGGGGGUGUGUAUAUUGUAGCGUCCCGGAAGAGUUAGUGCUUCAAGGGAUUCUGGGUAUUUGUUCUGUUGUGUUUAUGUUGUGUUACGGUGCGGAUGUUCUCCCCAAAAUGUGUUUGUCGUUCUUGUUUGGUGUGGGUUCACAGUGUGGUGCAUACUUGUAACUAGGGAUGUCCGAUAAUGGCUUUUUGCCGAUAUCCGAUAUUCCGAUAUUGUCCAACUCUUAAUUACCGAUUCCGAUAUCAACCGAUACCAAUAUAUACAGUUGUGGAAUUAACACAUUAUCAUGCCUAAUUUUGUUGUGAUGCAUUAAACAAUGUAACAAGGUUUUCCAAAAUAAAUCCAAAAAAAUGCCAACAUGGCACUGCCAUAUUUAUUAUUGAAGUCACAAAGUGCAUUAUUUUUUUAAAACAUGCCUCAAAACAGCAGCUUGGAAUUUGGGACAUGCUCUCCCGGAGAGAGCAUGAGGAUGUUGAGGUGGGCGGGGUUCUGGGUACCGGGGGUGUGUAUAUUGUAGCGUCCCGGAAGAGUUAGUGCUGCAAGGGAUUCUGGGUAUUUGUUCUGUUGUGUUUAUGUUGUGUUACGGUGCGGAUGUUCUCCCGAAAAUGUGUUUGUCGUUCUUGUUUGGUGUGGGUUCACAGUGUGGCGCAUACUUGUAACUAGGGAUGUCCGAUAAUGGCUUUUUGCCGAUAUUCCGAUAUUGUCCAACUCUUUAAUUACCGAUACCGAUAUCAACCGAUACCGAUAUCAACCGAUAUAUGCAGUCAUGGAAUUAACACAUUAUUAUGCCUAAUUUUGUUGUGAUGCAUUAAACAAUGUAACAAGGUUUUCCAAAAUAAAUAAAAAAAAGUGCCAACAUGGCACUGCCAUAUUUAUUAUUGAAGUCACAAAGUGCAUUUUUUUUUUUUAACAUGCCUCAAAACAGCAGCUUGGAAUUUGGGACAUGCUCUCCCGGAGAGAGUAUGAGGAUGUUGAGGUGGGCGGGGUUCU